Megalops cyprinoides (Indo-Pacific tarpon) is the source of this 6038-nucleotide messenger RNA. RefSeq names its product proteasome activator subunit 4a (gene psme4a). The transcript has 47 exons. Lineage: Eukaryota; Metazoa; Chordata; Actinopteri; Elopiformes; Megalopidae. Gene Ontology annotation, molecular function: proteasome binding; peptidase activator activity. Gene Ontology annotation, biological process: proteasomal ubiquitin-independent protein catabolic process. The record is from RefSeq and is a predicted model, not a curated record. Gene Ontology annotation, cellular component: nucleus; cytosol; spermatoproteasome complex. Bases 287 to 5773 code for a protein of 1828 amino acids.
CGUGCCUCUGUAUGGAGAUAGGGAAUGUGUGAGUAACAGGGAGAUUGAGUAUGAGUGAAUGUAACUAGCUACGUGUGUGACAGUGCAGGUCAGUAGAAACUGGAAUCUGAAGUGCCGACACACUCUCUAGCAUCAACGGAUUAACGAAAUGUCCCAGUGCGGCGUCGGUUAUGCUAAAUAACAUUUAACGAACUUCUGUGCGAGUGGAAUACAAAGACUGAGAAAUAGCUAAACGUUAAACUAGAGACAACAAAGAAAAAAGAAAUAACGGUUUGGAAACUGUAAUAUGAAAAAAGACGAGGUUGAGGCAUUAGGUUUUGUCCCUCAAAAAGACAUUGUCUACAACAAACUCCUUCCAUACGCGGGCAAAUUAGACGAAGAAUCCAAUGAUAUUUUGGGCCAAAUCAAAGGUAAUUUGGGCCGGGCAGUCCGUUUUAGGGAGCUAUGGCCCGGAGUCCUGUUUUGGACCAGGAAACUUUCUAUGUACAUGCGACUGUACGGAAGAAAGUUCAGCAAGGAAGACCAUGUGCUCUUCAUCAAGCUGCUGUAUGAGCUAGUGACCAUCCCCAAAGUGGAGAUCAGCAUGAUGCAGGGAUUCGCUCGGCUCCUCAUCAACCUUCUCAAAAAGAAGGAGCUGCUCUCGAGGGAAGAUUUGGAGCUGCCCUGGAGGCCGCUGUAUGAGCUACAGGAGAGGAUCCUCUAUUCUAAGACAGAGCACCUGGGCCUCAACUGGUUUCCCAACUCGGUUGAGAACGUGCUGAAGACUCUGGUGAAGAGCUGCAGGCCGUAUUUCCCACCAUCCGCCACUCAGGAGAUGCUAGAGGAAUGGCGGCCGCUUCUCUGUCCCUUUGACGUCACCAUGCAGAGGGCCAUCAGCUACUUUGAGCUCUUUCUGCCCACCACUUUGCCACCUGAGCUUCACCACAUGGGUUUCAAGCUCUGGUUCAAUGAGCUCAUAGACCUGUGGGUUUCAGUCCAGAACCUCCCAGGUUGGGAAGUGCAUCUAGUGAACCUGUUUGCCCGCCUAGCCAAUGACAACAUCGGCUACAUCGACUGGGACCCUUAUAUUCCCAAGAUAUUCACUAGGAUCCUGCGGAGCUUGAAUCUCCCCGUAGGAACCAGUCAGAUGCUGGUCCCCAGGUACCUGACGAACGCCUACGACAUCGGCCACAUCGUCAUCUGGGUGUCGUCCUUGCUGGGGGGGCCGAGCAAGCAAGCGCAGAAACAGCUGAGCGGACUCUUCAACAGCAUCACUUCAUUCUUCCACCCCUCCAAUCACGGCCGCUGGCUGAUGAAGCUGAUGAAGCUGCUGCAACGCCUCCCGGCCAGCGUGGUGCGGCGGCUGCACCGCGAGCGCUUCCGCAAGCCCACGUGGCUGACCCCCGUGCCGGACAGCCACAAGCUGACGGAGCAGGACAUCACCGACUUCGUGGAGAGCAUGAAGCAGCCGGUGCUCCUGGCCAUGUUCAGCAAGACGGGCAGCCUGGACGCCGCCCAGGCCCUGCAGAACCUGGCGCUGAUGAGGCCCGAGCUCGUCAUCCCCCCGGUGCUGGAGAAGACGUACCCUGCCAUGGAGACGCUGACGGAGCCGCACCAGCUGACGGCCACACUCAGCUGCAUGAUUGGCGUGGCGCGCAGCCUGGUCUCCGGGGGACACCGCUUCCCAGAGGGCCCCACGCAUAUGCUGCCCCUCCUCAUGAGGGCCCUGCCGGGCGUCGACCCCAACGACUUCAGCAAGUGCAUGAUCACAUUCCAGUUCAUCGCUACAUUUUCGACUCUGGUGCCUUUGGUCGACUGUUCGUCCGCCGUUCACGAAAGAGACGACCUGACGGAAGUGGAGCGGGAGCUGUGUUCUGCCUCCGCGGAGUUUGAAGACUUUGUUCUGCAGUUCAUGGACAGGUGCUUUGCGCUAAUCGACAGCAGCACGCUAGAGCAGACCCGUGAGGAGAUGGAGACGGAGAAGAUGACCCACCUGGAGAGCCUGGUGGAGCUGGGACUGUCCUCCACCUUCAGCACCAUCCUCACACAGUGCUCCAUGGACAUCUUCAAGGUGGCUCUGGAGAAAGUCUUCAACUUUGCCACAACCAACAUCUUCGAGACUCGCGUGGCCGGGAGGAUGGUGGCUGACAUGUGCAGAGCUGCUGCCAAGUGUCACCCGGCAGAGUCUCUCAAGCUUUUUGUGCCACACUGUUGCCACGCCAUAACCCAGAUCACCGUCAAUGAGGAGGUGAUGAACGAGGAAGAGCUGGACAAGGAGCUACUGUGGAACCUACAGCUAUUGUCAGAGGUGACCCGUGUGGACGGAGACAAGCUGUUGCCGUACCGCACGCAGCUGGUGCAGAUCCUCCAGCUGACUCUGCAUCUGAAGUGCAAACAGGGCUACAGCCUGGCCUGCAACCUGCUGCACCACGUCCUGCGCUCCACUGCCCUCACCUACCCCACCGAGUACUGCAGCGUGCCCGGGGGCUUCCAGCGCCCCCUGCAGGACUAUCUGCCCAUUAAGGACUGGGGUCGACCCGGAGACCUGUGGAACCUGCAGAUCCAGUGGCACGUCCCCGGCGCGGAGGAGGUGGCCUUUGUGUUCUACGUGCUGGACCUGCUGCUGCAGCCGGAGCUCGUGCGCCUGCAGAGAUACGCGCAGGGAGAGCAGGGCAUGAGCAGGGACGAUGUGCUGCAGAGUCUGUCCAUUGUGCAGCACUGCCUGCUGGGAGCUGGGAGCAUGCUGCCCCCCCUGCAAGGAGACCCCAUCCCAGACCUGGUGGCCAGCAUGGUGAGUCUGAACGAGACCACGCUCUACACUGGAGUGGAAUAUGACACCUCCAGGGAGAACUACAGAGAGGCCGUCUGCAAAGUGAUGAGACAGCUACUGCACUACAUCCUGGAACACUCCGAAGAUGACACCAAGUCCCUCUUCUCCAUCAUCAAGAUCAUCGGUGACCUGUUGCACUUCAAAGGCUCUCACAAGCAUGAGUUCGACUCCCGCUGGAAGAGCUUCAACUUGGUGAAGAAGUCCAUGGAGAACCGGCUCCACGGCAGAAAGCAGCACAUCAGAGCCCUGCUCAUCGAUAGGGUGAUGUUGCAGCAUGAGCUGCGGAAGCUGACUGUGGAGGGCUGCGAGUACAGGAGCGUUCACAGGGACCUUCUCAGAGACCUGCUCCGAAUGUCCACCAGCACCUACAGCCAGGUGCGGAGCAAAGCCCAGAGCGUGCUGUUCACUGCGCUGGGAACCUACAACUUCUGCUGCAGGGACCUCAUCCCCCACGUGCUGGCGGUCUUGGAGCCAGACCGCACCAGUGUCACACAGCAGCAGUUCAAAGGUGCCUUGUACUGUCUCCUGGGAAACCACAGCGGGGUGUGCCUGGCGAACCUCCACGACUGGGACUGCAUCGUGCAGACGUGGCCCGCCAUCGUGCGCUCCGGCCUCAGCACCGCCAUGUCGCUCGAGAAGCCGUCCAUCGUGCGCCUCUUCGACGACCUCGCCGACAAGGUCCACCGCCAGUACGAGACCAUCGGACUGGACUUCACCAUACCGGAGAGCAGUAUGGCCGUGGCGGUGAUGCUCAUACAGUCCCAGAACCCUGCCCAAAACCUGCCCAUGCCCACAGCCGAAGAAGUAGAGGAGGGUCUCCGGCGACAGCAGGCCAAGAACCUGGAGUCAGUGCAGAAGUACGAGAAGCUGCUCUCUGAACUUCUGGAUUGCCUCAAUGACAGAAACUUGCCCUGGAAGUUUGAGCACAUUGCCAUCGGCUUCCUGUCCUUGCUUCUUCGGGACGACCACCCGCUCCCCCCUCCCGCGGUCCACUUUUUUGUGAAGAGUCUCAACCAUGAUGCUCUCAUCGUGCGCAAGGUGGCGAUCUCUUCUGUGGCUGGGAUCUUGAAGCAACUGAAGAGGCCUCACAAGAAAGUGCCAGUCAGUCCUUCUGACAUCAGUGGUAUGAGUGAGCCGGAAGGGGUGGUGGCAGGGGACAGGCCUGAUAACCGCUGGCUGCAGUAUGACAGCAGCAGCCUGCCCCGCUCGCAGCAGGAGUGGGAGUGCUGUCGUUUUGUGGAGAAGACCCACUGGGGCUACUACAGCUGGCCACGGAAGCUGAUGCUCUAUGCCCCUCCCGAAGAGCAGCCCAAGCAAGGCCUGACACGAGAAGAGAUGAAUGAGAGAGAGCGCAUCAUCUACGACCAUUUCUCCAACCCUGUGUUCAUCAACCAGCUGAUCGAGUUCCUGUCUCUGGAGGACCGCAAGGGCAAGGACAAGUUCAGCCCUCGCAGGUUCUGCCUUUUCAAGGGGCUAUUCCGGAACUUCGACGAUGCCUUCCUGCCCCUGCUGAAACCACACAUGGAGCGCCUGGUAGCUGACUCCCACGAGAGCACCCAGCGGUGUGUGGCGGAGAUCAUUGCUGGGCUGAUCCGCGGCUGCAAGCACUGGAGCUACAGCAAGGUGGAGAAGCUGUGGCAGCUGCUUUGUCCUCUGAUCCGCACAGCACUCUCCAACAUCACCGUGGAAACCUAUGCCGACUGGGGCACCUGCAUCGCCACUGCAUGCGAGAGCCGAGAUCCCCGUAAGCUGCACUGGCUCUUUGAAAUGCUGAUGGAGUCUCCAGUCAACGGGGAAGGGGGCUCCUUCGUGGACGCCUGCCGCCUGUACGUGCUGCAGGGAGGACUGGCCCAGCAGGAGUGGCGCGUGCCGGAACUCCUGCACAGACUGCUGCAGUACCUGGAGCCCAAACUCACACAGGUGUACAAGAACGUGCGGGAGCGCAUUGGCAGUGUGCUGACGUACAUCUUCAUGAUCGACGUGAGCCUGCCGUACACGUGCCCCACGGCGUCCCCCCGGAUCUCGGAGUUCACCGAGCGCGUUCUGGCCCGGCUCAAGCCCCUGACGGAGGGGGACGAGGAGAUCCAGAACCACGUGGUGGAGGAGAACGGGGUGGGGGAGCAGGACGAGCGGACGCAGGCCAUCAAACUGCUCAAGACUGUGCUGAAGUGGCUGAUGGCCAGUGCAGGGCGCUCGUUCUCCACCGCCGUCCCAGAGCAGCUGCAGCUCCUGCCUCUUCUCUUCAAGAUUGCUCCGGUGGAGAACGAUGACAGCUACGACGAGCUGAAGAGAGAUGCCAAGACCUGCCUCUCUCUGAUGUCCCAGGGCCUGCUGUACCCUGAGCAGAUUCCAAAGGUGCUCAAGGCUCUGCAGGAGAUCGCGGGCAGCAGCUCCUGGCACGCGCGCUACACCGUGCUCACCUACCUGCAGAUCAUGGUCUUCUACAACCUCUUCACCUUCCUGAGCGACGAGCAGGCCGUGCGAGACGUCAGAGCGCUGGUCAUCAAGCUGCUGGAGGACGAGCAGCUGGAGGUGCGGGAGAUGGCGGCCACCACUCUGAGCGGCUUUCUGCAGUGCAACUUCCUGUCCAUGGACGCUCCCAUGCAGUCGCACUUUGAGACGCUGUGCAAGACCCGACUACCCAAGAGGAAGAAGAGGGAGCUGGGCUCUGUGGUGGACACCAUCCCAUCAGCAGACCUGGUUCGGCGCCAUGCGGGAGUGCUGGGUCUGAGUGCCUGCAUCCUCUCCAGCCCCUACGACGUCCCUACUUGGAUGCCGCAGCUGCUGAUGGACCUGAGCGCUCACCUCAAUGACACACAGCCCAUAGAGAUGACUGUGAAGAAGACUCUGUCCAACUUCCGGAGGACUCACCAUGACAACUGGCAGGAGCACAAACAGCAGUUCACUGACGACCAGCUCCUGGUGCUGACCGAUCUGCUGGUCUCGCCCUGCUACUAUGCCUAGAACAGGUUGCAAUAUGACUCUGAUGGAGAAUGUUCUUAUGAUUUUUUUUUUUAAAAAAAAAUAUUUUUUUGAUGGAAGCAGGAAGAUGACUUCUCUAUCCGGUUUUCCCCUCUUGUUGUGGGGCGCUGUGGGGGAGUGAACAAACACCAGAUGACCACACACGUGAGUGUGUGAAAGAGGAGCGCCCGUGUGUCAUCGGAGAGCCCCGCCCACACCAACCCCCUCUAGAGGAAACCGUAAAGAACAACAGAAUCUCGGAAUGAAA